This is a messenger RNA of Colletotrichum lupini, 3609 nucleotides long. Its product is annotated as ABC transporter. Gene Ontology annotation, molecular function: ABC-type oligopeptide transporter activity; ATP binding; ATP hydrolysis activity. Gene Ontology annotation, cellular component: membrane. Gene Ontology annotation, biological process: mRNA 3'-end processing; transmembrane transport. The transcript is spliced from 6 exons. Lineage: Eukaryota; Fungi; Ascomycota; Sordariomycetes; Glomerellales; Glomerellaceae. The record is from RefSeq and is a predicted model, not a curated record. Bases 1 to 3609 code for a protein of 1202 amino acids.
AUGGCGUACAACGACGAUGCUGUGCUGGCAAAGCUAUCGGCCCUCAAUGAGAGCCAUGACAGCAUUGCGACUGCUGCGCAGUGGAUCAUGUUCCAUAAGAGACAUGCAGAUCGCACAGUUGCCCUAUGGAUGCAGCGUCUUCGAGACUCAUCAAGCACCAAGAGACUAAGCUUGGUCUAUCUUGCAAAUGAGGUCACCCAGCAAUCAAAGGCUCGGCACAAGGACGACUUCCUUGUUGCCUUUUCUCCAGUCAUCGCUGAGGCGACAGCUUUGGCCUACAAGGGAGCGCCAGCUGAGAUCCAGAACAAGCUCAGAAGGGUCAUCGACGUCUGGAAAGACCGCUUCAUUUUCGAGCCGCCGGUUCAACAGGCCAUCGAACGUGGCAUUGAUGAACUCGAUAAGGCUCGCGGAACCGCCAAGGCAAACUUCGCUAGUCCCGGAAUUGGCGGUGGUGGUCCUUCCGUUCCCGCAGAGCUUACUCCGCUCGUCACCUCCUAUACGAAUGUAUCGAAGCUCAACCUGCCCACUAAGACGGCUGUGAGCACCGCCAACCAGGAUUUUGAAAAGGUUACCGACCCCUCGACACCUGUCCCAUCGGCUCCCGUCUACGCGGCAAGACUUAAUGGUCUCUUGAAGAGUUUGGCGAGUGCUGAGGGCGCUGUGGCAGAAUGCGUUAAGGCCCGAAAGGGCCUCAUUGGCGAAUUGGAGAAGAUGCUCAGCGCAAGUCAGGAGGCACUCGCGAACGACGAGAGGCAGCAUGCCGACCUGAUGUCACGUAAGGCAGAGACAGAGGAGAAGAGACGUGAGAUUGAGCAAGCCAUUAUGCGGGGACUGCCGACUCACGAGGCUUCGCAAUCCCCUGGUAACGGAGCAUCCAAGACCCCUGAACCUGAGAGACCAGAAGUCGAGGCGCUUACACCUCCCCCCGUGGAGGCCUUCACACCGCCGUCUGUAGAGGCGCUCACCCCUCCCCCUGUCCAUGAUGAGCCGCCUGUUCCUCACCAUGCAGAAGAGGAUCGUGCCCGCUCAGCAUCGAGCCAGGGUUUCCAGCCUCCAGCAGCUUCGGGCAUUGAGAUGCUGUCAGCCCUUGCCUCGCAGUACCAAUCUAUCCCUGUCUCAGCAAACGGCGCGAAGAAGAGACGCCGAAUCGACGGAGACGAGUUCCCUGACCUCGGAGGUGACGAUGGAAUUGAUGCCGAUGUAGCAGAAAUGCUGCAUCCUCGGCUGCUGCGGAGUGACGGCAGCAUCCAGGUCGGCGAAAAGACAUGCCCGGGCCGACUAUCACCGAGGGGCCCUGCUCAGGUCAGCCUGCGCAAUACCUCGACACCGCCAGUACUACAACAUCCUCUCCUCUCACAGAUUAGAAGCUUCAGCUCGAAGCCCGUUCAAUCAUUACCUGCAGUGCGCUCUGCUGCCAUCCACCGAUCUUCGCUACAGCGACCCGUUCCCCUCUCCCAAAAGCCUCAACUGCCCGGUCCGAUCACGACCUUGCGCUAUUUCUCGAAUGGAUUUUCCAAGCAACGAGACUCCCAGGCUGCAACGCAAACACCGGCUACGCGAGACGGUGGCAGGGACGCGAACCAGACCGAACCCACGUCACAAGAUCCCGAACAACCUGAUGACUUCCAAAAGAGCGAGCGGGCUGCUAAGGCUGCUCAGGUCAACCUCAGUGCCAAGUUGUCAAAGGAGGGCAAGUCGCAAGGCGGCAAGGCCGGAUUUUCCGAGAUUUGGCGAUUGAUCAAGAUUGCGCGGCCGGAGCUGCGGUGGCUGGGAAUCGCCAUGAUCUUCCUCGUCAUCUCAUCCGGAGUCACCAUGUCCAUCCCAUUUUCCGUCGGCAGAAUCCUCGACAUGGCUACCAAAGACCCUGCUGAGGACGCGCGCCUGUUUGGCCUGACCAUGCCGCAGUUUUUCACAGCCUUGGGUGUCAUCUUGACCGUCGGAGCCAUGGCCAACUUUGGACGCGUAAUUCUCCUGCGUAUCGUUGGCGAACGGGUCGUCGCCCGUCUGCGAUCGUCCCUCUAUCGGCGAACGUAUGUACAGGAUGCCGAGUUUUUCGAUGCAAACCGAGUUGGAGACCUCAUUUCGCGACUCAGUUCCGAUACCGUCAUUGUCGGCAAAUCAAUCACCCAGAACAUCAGCGAUGGUCUGCGGGCUCUCUUCAGCGGAGGAGCCGGUUUCUGUGUCAUGGUCUGGCUUAGUCCCAAGUUGACUGGACUUCUCCUAAUCAUGUUGCCGCCCGUCGCAGUCGGAGCCUUCUUCUACGGACGCGCAAUCAGAAACGUGAGCAAGGGAAUCCAGAAGAAUCUCGGUACCUUGACGAAGAUCGCUGAAGAACGCCUCGGCAACGUGAAAACGAGCCAGGCAUUUGUUGGAGAGGUCCAAGAAGUUGGCCGCUACAACCGCCAGGUCAAGAAGAUCUUUGCCUUGGGCAAGAAGGAAUCUACAAUCGCUGCCACUUUCUUCGCCUCGACGGGCUGGGCUGGUAACAUGACCAUCCUUGCCAUGCUCAUUGUUGGCGGUAACUUUGUCCGCGACGGCGCCAUGACGCUGGGAGAUCUGACAUCUUUCAUGAUGUACACGGCUUUUGCAGGAUCUAGUCUGUUUGGCCUUUCGUCUUUCUAUUCAGAGCUGAUGAAAGGAGUGGGUGCUGCCAGCCGCCUCUUCGAGCUGCAAGACCGAAAGCCGGGCAUCUCGCAGACAGUCGGGCUCAAGGUGAAGUCGGCACAGGGCCCGAUUCGGUUCUCAAACGUUUCAUUUGCCUACCCUACACGACCUGCCGUCAAUAUUUUCAACGAUCUCAACUUUGAAAUUCCUUCGGGCAGCAAUGUCUGUGUUGUGGGGCCUUCCGGUGGUGGUAAAUCGACCGUUGCCGGCCUGCUGCUGCGAUUCUACAAUCCUAUCUCUGGCUCUAUUACUAUCAAUGGCGUUGACAUUUCCAAGAUGAAUGUUAAGUCACUGCGACGCCGCAUUGGCAUGGUUGCGCAGGAACCUGUCUUGUUCUCUGGCUCGAUUGCCGACAACAUCUCCUAUGGCAAGCCCAACGCCACCCGAGCUGAAAUUAUCGCAGCUGCGCGGAAGGCGAACUGCAACUUUAUCAGCGACCUUCCCUCUGGAUUGGACACGCAGGUGGGAGCCAGAGGCUCACAAUUGUCGGGAGGUCAGAAGCAGCGCAUCGCCAUUGCGCGAGCGUUGAUCAAGGACCCCGAUAUUCUUAUCCUCGACGAGGCUACCUCUGCCUUGGACGCCGAGUCUGAAACGCUUGUCAACGCCGCCCUUACCUCGCUUCUCAGAGGCAGAAACACGACCAUUUCUAUUGCUCACCGACUGUCAACUAUUAAGCGGUCUGACCUGAUCAUUGUCCUUUCCAACAACGGCGGAGUUGCCGAAAUUGGCAAGUACACGGAGCUUUCUGCCGACAAGGACAGCGCCUUUAGCAAGCUCAUGGAGUGGCAGAUGAGCGGCGGCGACGUUCCCGACCCUCGCUCUAGUGAUAGAGCUCAUAUUACAGAAGAGGAAGAAAUCGAAUCCGACCUAGAGCGGGAGGAGGGUGAAGAGGAGGUUGAGGAGCAGUUGCAGGAGGAGACGAGGGAGAAGGAGGCACGGCGCUGA